GCUACUUUGUGUUUGUUGACAAUUUAAGCGAGAGACAGAAGUCGGAAGCUUAAUUCAGAUUGCUGAAGAGGCAAUACAACACAUCUCCAACAUGUUUAAGUCCAUGAGUUUGUCCUCUGAAGGCUCCUUCGAAGAUGCGGACUCGGUCAGCUCCGACGAGCUGCUCGGCUCUCAGUCCCGCCGCUGGCUCAAUGACCUCAUGACCACGGACAUGCCCGUGGAGGACGGGCACGUCAACUCGGUCGGCGUGGACGGACUGUUCGUGGACUAUCACUUUCCCCGCGGAGAGCUGGAGAUGAAGUCAGGGGUGGAGUGGAAACGACCAAAGGAGCUCUGCACAUCACCUCAGUUCAUAGUAGAUGGAGCUUCUCAUCUGGAUGUCCGCCAGGGAAACCUCAAUGACUGCUGGUUGCUUUCUGCCAUCGCGUCCCUCUCCCUGCAUCGCUUUCUGCUCGAGAAGGUCAUGCCUCUUGGACAGGGCUUCCAGAAAGGAUACAACGGCUGCUUCGUGUUCAGGUUCUGGCAGUAUGGUCAGUGGGAGGAGGUGAGGAUAGACGACUUGUUGCCAACUUGGAACAACAAACUGAUCUAUCUCAGCUCCCCGGAAAGACAUGAGUUCUGGAGCUCCCUGCUGGAGAAGGCCUACGCCAAGGUGAAAGGUGGCUACAGAGCUCUGGACAUGGGCUAUCCUCAUGAAGCCAUGGUUGAUAUGACGGGUGGGGUGACUGAGGUUUAUAGUGUUGGCACAAAGAGAAACCUGCCGUCCUUCCUCAGACACCAGCUGGCUAAAGGAGCACUCAUCAACUGUGCCAACUGCCAGGGUUCUUUGGAAAAAAAGAAUGAACUGGGGAUCAUGUACAAACACGCCUACUCUCUGACUGCAAUAGAGAAGGUGAAGACGGCAAACGGCACCCAGGAACUGAUCCGAAUCCUAAAUCCCUGGGGCGACACUGAGUGGGAGGGGCCCUGGAGUGACUUGAAAGGUCCAGAGUGGAACACAGUGAGCAUCGAGGAGCAAAAAAGACUGGGUGUAGUCAGACGGGAGGAUGGAGAGUUCUGGAUGUCGGUGUCAGACUUCCGACAGCACUUUGAGUUGAUGGAGGUGUGUCACCUGACUGACGGUCUCAGUGAUCAGGGGUCCAGAGUGCUGCCGUGGUGCUGCACAAUGCAUCAUGGGAACUGGGUGCCGCGCAUCUCAGCAGGGGGUCCUCACUCAGGGCGUUUGUUCUGGCAGAACCCUCAGUUCUACUUCACCCUGUCGGAGGUGGACAGUGACGCAGACGAGUCUCAGAAGACCUGCUCCUUUAUUUUGGCUCUGUUGCAGAAACACCAGAGACUCAGGGGCGUUGACCUGUCUAUAGCCAUGGAUAUAUACCCGGCCAAUCCUAAUACAACAUACCUGUCACCUGAGGACUUGAGUAUGCUCCAACCAGUCCUCUGCACCUCCCAAUACUCCUCACGUCGGGAGGUCGUCCUUCGCGGCUCCCUUCCACCAGGCCACUACAUCAUCAUCCCUUCAACCUGCAAGGCCAAUCAGCAGGGAGCAUUUCUCCUGCGGGUGCUGACAGAGCCGGGUAACACUGCCAUUCCAGCCAGCAAACCAUCGCCACAUGACAUCUCUUCAGGAAAAGAGCUUACAUACCCUCACCGGGCUGCUCUUCCUUCACUUGCAACCAUCAGACAUCUGUUCAAGAAGCACUGCAACAAGAAAAACCAUUGCAAACCACUGCACCUCCACAACCUGCUGACUGAGGCCUUACAGGGAGGAGUGUUGGCCGGCAGUGAGAAGUACUUGGCUCUGGAGCACUGCAAGAGCCUGGUGGUCCUCAUGGAUAAUACCGGCAAUGCUCGGCUGAACUGGGAUGAGUUCCAGAGUCUGUGGGACAAGAUCAGGAGGUGGACGGAUAUCUUCCUGGUGUAUGACAAAAACAAAACAAACCACCUUGAGUAUAAAGAGGUCGCCCCCGCUCUGAACGCAGCAGGCAUUAUAGUGGAUGAUUUGGUAAUGCAGCUGGUCGGACUGAGAUACACGGAGCUGGACAUGACCAUCAGCUACCCCGGCUUCCUGUACCUGCUGAUGAAACUGGAGAGCAUGAUCCAAGUAUUUCAAGCAUACGACAUGGCGGGUAUGGGACGAAUAACUCUCGACUACAAACGGUGGCUCCACAUAACCAUGUACAGCUGACCUGGUCCACUCUGAUGGAUUCUUCAGGAUUUGCUUCGUUAAGUCUUUUUGUGUUCAUUUCUGUUUUUGCAUGACUGUAAUUUGUUUGUUUUUCCCACAUGUAUUAAAGUAGAUGUAGCUACUGUACAGUUCAAUUCUAGAAAUAUUUAGCAAAGUAACACUUCCCUUUUUUAUUUCCUCUUGUAUGUUGUCAUCAUCAGUGUUGUGGAGUGGUGAACUACAUUAAUUAAACUGAUAGCAUGAUAGCAUAGUGAUUCAAGUGGUUAAAUGACUUUUUAGCCAUUUUAAGUGUACUGACACUAUAAACAUUUUUCAUGGAGCUUUGAAAGGGACAUGGAGUUGAAAAAAAAAUAAGAUGUACUUUAUGAGAUCAUGCAGAACAUCUGCUGACUUUCCUUGCACUUCCCCAUGAAUAGUGGGGGUAUUGGGGUAUUUUAUUUAUUCAUUUUUUUUGGUUCAUAUACAACCUGUGAACAAGCAGGCACUUGUUGCAACAAACUCAAUUGAGAGGUAUUUUGUGGCAUGUGACUUCUUUGUAUUAGGCCCCAAAUUUUGUUUUAAUUUGGUAUCACGUGUACAUUGUCAAUUAGAUCAUUUUUUACCAAAUAGUUAAAACUACUUUUUCGAAGUGGCUUUAGUAAACCAAACUAGAUUUCUCCCCGGGGUAGUGGUGCUGUAGUUCAACUUCUUCCAGAGUGAAGUCAAACAGUAGCAAUGGAAACAUCUUCAAGAACUCUUGUCAGUCAUGGAAACAUUUGGGGUCAAAGGUCCGAGCAAGAUUUGCUGCUAUGUUACUGACACUUUAACAAAGGUCACCUAAAUGAUUUAAUGAAUUAAACUUUAAGAUGUUGCCUCACUCUGCUCCCCUUC
Molecule: messenger RNA, 3055 nt
Organism: Epinephelus lanceolatus (giant grouper)
Lineage: Eukaryota; Metazoa; Chordata; Actinopteri; Perciformes; Serranidae
Product: calpain-9
Biological process (GO): proteolysis
Cellular component (GO): cytoplasm
Molecular function (GO): calcium-dependent cysteine-type endopeptidase activity; calcium ion binding
Source: RefSeq, a predicted model, not a curated record